Molecule: messenger RNA, 2096 nt
Organism: Williopsis jadinii
Lineage: Eukaryota; Fungi; Ascomycota; Saccharomycetes; Phaffomycetales; Wickerhamomycetaceae
Gene: CDC45
Product: DNA replication initiation factor CDC45
Exons: 1
Coding region: 178-2073 (631 amino acids)
Biological process (GO): DNA replication initiation; double-strand break repair via break-induced replication; mitotic DNA replication preinitiation complex assembly
Cellular component (GO): DNA replication preinitiation complex
Molecular function (GO): chromatin binding; single-stranded DNA binding; DNA replication origin binding
Source: RefSeq, a predicted model, not a curated record
ACGUGAUACAUCAUGUGAUUAUUCCGAGGGUACGCGAUGGCGCUUCGUUCCAUUUCAUCUGACGCGUCAUUGGCUGUGGUCUUUAUUUUUUGUUACUUUACUGAGCAACUGAGUAUUAUUGUUGUCGUUUACACUGACACUGUGAGACUGCGACUGUGAGAGACUCCAUCGGUGAAGAUGUACAUCUCACGAGGGAACUUUAGCAAAGUGUUUGAUGACAUCAAGAGGACCUCUAUGAGUCAUUCGACUUGUAAGCUUAUAAUAUUUGUCGCUUGUCUCAACGUUGAUGCUUUAUGUGCCUCAAAGAUCUUGACAAACGUGCUACGAAAGGAAAUCAUACAAUAUCAAUUGAUUCCGAUUGUUGGAUAUUCUGACUUGAAGACUCAUUAUGAUCGUCUCGAUGGUGACAUCACCAACAUUGUGCUCUUGGGGUGUGGAGCUAUGGUUGAUUUGGAGAGCUUUUUCGAUAUAGAUCCAAAUGACUUUGUUGAUAAAGACAACCAGAACCUGGACGGUACAUUCACCUCCUCGAGAAGUAUAUAUGUAAUUGAUGGUCACAAGCCAUGGAACCUGGACAACAUCUUUGGUUCCCAUAUCAUCAAGUGUCUCGAUGAUGGAUAUAUCGAUAGAGAAUUGGACCGAGAAAAAGAGGCCUAUGCAACGUUGAUAAAGUUACAAGAAGAUGAAGAAGAGGAGGAUAGCGAUGAUGGCGAGUUUGAUUCAGAAGAAUCCGAAAAUGAAAAUGAUGUUGUGAACGGUCUUGAAGAAGACGAGGACGAGGAGCUAACAAGCUCUCAGGAGAAGAAAAGAAAAGCUAUACAGGAGACAAAGCAGAGGAAACGCCAGAUGAAGGAGCAGGAAAGACUUGUUGAGCAGUACUAUGCAACGGGUAUGACUAUCACAGUAUCUGUGUCAUUACAGGUAUACACGAUGCUCUCAGAAAUUGGUGAAACCAACACUGAUAACCUGUGGUUCACAAUAAUCGGAACCAUCUCUCUCGAUAAUCUGUAUCCAGAUGUUUACAGAAUGUCAUUCGAGGCACUAAAGGCUGAAGUUACGAGAUUGAGUCCCACAGACUUGGGUCUUUCCAAGAAUGCUGACUCGUCACAGCUAUCAGUCGAUACAGAUUACUAUCUAUUCUUGUUACGGCAUUGGACUCUCUAUGACUCUUUUUUCUAUUCAAACUACGUGAAUGCCAAAUUGAGCAUAUGGAGUGAAGAAGGUCGUAAAAGGCUACAUAAGAUGUUUGCAAGAAUGGGUAUCUCUUUACAGGACUCCAAACAGAAUUGGUUAUACAUGGAUACCAAUAUCAAAAAGAACCUCAACGUUACAUUCAACAAAGUUCUCGGGUUCUUUGGACUAGACGAUCUCAUCAGAGAAGGAUUCGUGAGAACAUACGGGUUCAGGGGAACAUUGUCUGCAAGCGAAUGUGUUGAAUCCAUUUCAGCACUAUUGGAGCACAAUAAAGCAUCAACUACAAAUACAGACGACGAAGAAACUGACAUUAAUGAAUUAAUUUCUCUAAAGGAAAAAGCAUGGAUUGAAAACUUUUGGUCCAGUUGGGAUGCAUUGGAUAAUAUUGAUAAGAUCAACAAGGGAUUGGAAUAUGCUAAAGAAUUCCAAAAGGCAGUUUUCAAUACAGGAAUGGCAGUAUUGGAAAAGCGACUGUUGAAGACAUUGAAGAUCUACCAUCUCGUUGUCCUCAGAGAUGGACCUGAUUAUGAAAUGUUUAGAAAUCCAUUAAUCCUGAUAAGAUUGGGUAAUUGGAUCCUUGAGAGUUGUGCUGAAUCUAACAAAACCCUUCUGCCAUUGGUGCUUGCAGCGUUGGACGAAAGCACAGAUACGUUUCUAGUGGUUGGAUUGGCCCCACGUUAUCCAAGAGGUCGAAAGAACCUGGAGGACAUUGAUCAAAAUACGACACUUUUGAACACCUUUAGUGUGGCAUUCCAACAAGUUGCGGGCACUACAGGAGCCAAGGUGAGGAUCGACAGUUUUGAAAGUUCCAUCAUUGAGAUUAGAAAGGAAGACUUCCAACCAUUUCUGGAGAAGUUGGCACUUAGUGGAUUGGUGUAAUUGAUGCAUUGUUCACGGCGCAG